Molecule: messenger RNA, 1119 nt
Organism: Cricetulus griseus (Chinese hamster)
Lineage: Eukaryota; Metazoa; Chordata; Mammalia; Rodentia; Cricetidae
Source: RefSeq, a predicted model, not a curated record
CGUUUGGAGCAGACACGAAACUGGAUGGCUUCUACAGGGAGCCAGGCCUCUGAUAUAGACAAGAUUUUUGGAUUCUUCAAUGAUGGCGAACCCCCAACCAGAAAGCCCAGGAAGCUACUUCCAAGCUUGAAAACCAGGAAACCUCGAGAACUUGUGCUAGUGAUUGGAACUGGCAUUAGUGCUGCAGUUGCACCGCAAGCCCCAGCCCUGAAAUCCUGGAAGGGGUUAUUUCAGGCCUUGCUUGAUGCUGCUAUUGAUUUUGAUCUUUUAGAAGAUGAGGAAAGCAAAAAGUUUCAGAAGUAUCUCCAUGGAGACAAGAACCUCGUCCAUGUUGCCCAUGACCUCAUUCAGAAACUCUCCCUUCAUACCAGUAAUGUUCGAUACACAUUUUUCAAAGACUGUUUAUAUGAAGUAUUUGAUGACCUGGAGUCAAAGAUGGGAGAUUCUGGAAAACAGCUCCUUCAGUCUGUUCUCCAUCUGAUGGAAAAUGGAGCUCUAAUAUUAACUACAAAUUUUGAUAAUCUUCUAGAACUAUAUGCAGCUGACCAGGGAAAACAGCUUGAAUCCCUCGACCUUACUGAUGAGAAAAAGAAAAAAGUCCUGGAGUGGGCUCAGGAGAAGUGGAAGCUAAGUGUGUCACACAUCUAUGGGGUCUAUACCAAUCCUAGUGGCAUUGUCCUCCACCCAGCUGGAUAUCAGAAUGUGCUCAGGAACACUGAAGUUAGGAGAGAGAUUCAGAAACUCUAUGAAAACAAGUCAUUUCUUUUCUUAGGUUGUGGCUGGACGGUGGACAACACCACUUUCCAGGCCCUGUUCCUAGAGGCUGUCAAGCAUAAAUCUGACUUAGAACAUUUCAUGCUGGUUCGGAGAGGAGAUGGUGAGUUCAAGAAGCUUCGAGAAAACAUGCUGGAUGAGGGGAUUAAAGUCAUCUCCUAUGGGAAUGACUAUGCUGAUCUUCCAGAAUAUUUCAAGCAACUGACAUAUGAGAUCUCCACAAGAGGCAGACCAGGGAUGGCAAGAGAAGGCCAUCUAAAUGGUUCAUCUGCAGCACACAGGGAAAUAAGAGGCUGUAGUACAUGAGCAAGCUGGAGAAAUCACCAUUAGACCCCGCUGUGGGGC